CGAGAAGCGAGGUUUUAAAUUUAAAACGUUUCUGCGCAUGUUAAAUAUUUUCAAUUUUCAAUAAAUUUUACAUAUGAGUACGUUUCGUCACAUUUUGCGCAACGUAGCGGUGGCGACCGAGACUCUCGUAUAUCUGUAUAGCCCGCCAAGUUUCUAACCUAUCUGCCUGUUAUUUUAUUAAUAUUAUAAUUAAAUUUGACUACAAUUAUUAAUUAGUAUAUAUUAAUUAAUUAGUUAAUUAUUAUCGCUAAUUAAUAUCGCUUAAUAAUAUCGCUAAUUUACGAUUGUGUGUAUGUGCGUGUAUGUGUGCGCAAGUGCAUGCAAAUCUUUCCAUUUUUUUCUCAUAGAAGUUGACAAGAGUGUUUUCGAGUUACAGCAAACACAUGAACGAAAGUGCACGAAACACGUAUACUUUAUUAAUAUAAUAUAUAUAACAGCACAUGUAAUUUCCACAAUCAAAAAUUAAUGUACAUAGAUUAUUUGCUUGAUAAAUAAAGUUUUGGGCAAAAAAAUUGCAUAAAAAUGGAUAAAUUAAGGAGAGCUCUGAACGGUAAUGAACGAUGUGAUGAAGAAAGUGGUAUUAUUACACAGGUUGAUGUGGAUUUCACGGUCAUGGACCAAACAACAUUGAGUUGGUCUACUAGGAUAAAAGGUUUUGCAAUUUGCUUCAUCAUAGGCAUAUUAUGUUCGUUUCUUGGAUCUUUUGCCCUAUUUUUGCAAAAAGGCCUUGCUGUAUUUGCUGUAUUCUAUACUCUAGGCAAUAUUAUCUCUUUAGCAAGCACAUGUUUCUUAAUGGGUCCGAUCAAUCAAUUUAAGAAGAUGUUUGCAUCAACAAGAUUGAUUGCAACUAUAUUAGUAUUUACUUCAAUUGCUUUGACGUUAGUUGCAGCUUUAUACUUGCACAACCCUGGUUUAGCUCUCUUAUUUAUAAUUAUUCAGUCAUUAGCUAUGACAUGGUAUUCCUUAUCAUACAUACCAUAUGCUCGCGAUGCUGUCAAAAAGACAGUGGAAGCCUGUAUUACAUGAGAAAAGCAAUCUUCAUCUUCAAUCAAGUCUUUUUUUACUCUGCAUUAAAGUUUGUUGUAUAAAUAUUAAAUUCUACAGUGCCUUCUGACACUUUAAUCAUAUUGUAAUAUCUAACAUGUGAAUUGUAAUCUAUUCAUCUUGUAAGAGGUAAAUAUUAAGAUACUCGAGAAUUAUAAAUUUACUGUAAUAUAUACAAGACAAUACAAUAUGUAUUAUGAAGCAUUUGUUGUAUAUCACAAAUGAUAUACUUAAUUCCAUGUGAUACGUAUGUAAUACAUUGCGUUACUUGAAUUAAUCGCGAUAUGAAAUGUAAUAAUAAAUAUUGUAUUAUUAUAUAUUUCUUACAACAUUUAUAUUAUUAUUGUUAGAAUUUAAUACUACAAGAUUUUUGUACUGUAUGUACGCAUUGUAUUUUUAUAUUAUUUAAAAAUGCAUUGCAUUUUUGAAUAAAAAGUUACACACUU
Formica exsecta is the source of this 1490-nucleotide messenger RNA. Its product is annotated as vesicle transport protein SFT2B. The transcript is spliced from 6 exons. The coding region runs from base 523 to 1026 and encodes 167 amino acids. Gene Ontology annotation, biological process: vesicle-mediated transport. The record is from RefSeq and is a predicted model, not a curated record. Gene Ontology annotation, cellular component: membrane. Lineage: Eukaryota; Metazoa; Arthropoda; Insecta; Hymenoptera; Formicidae.